This is a messenger RNA of Dreissena polymorpha, 1047 nucleotides long. RefSeq lists its product as uncharacterized. The transcript has a single exon. Gene Ontology annotation, molecular function: DNA binding. The coding region runs from base 1 to 1047 and encodes 348 amino acids. Gene Ontology annotation, cellular component: nucleus. NCBI's taxonomy places the organism in Eukaryota, Metazoa, Mollusca, Bivalvia, Myida, Dreissenidae. The record is from RefSeq and is a predicted model, not a curated record.
AUGGCUGAAUAUGACUAUGGGUAUACCAGGAAAGAGUUUAUAGCCAUAGCAUCUGACUACGCCAUUCAGUUGGGUAAAAGAACGAAGGAUAACAUCAUGUCUCUAAAGUGGAUUUAUGUUUUUUUAAAGCUCUGGCCAGAACUCAAAGUUCUCAAACCAAGAGCCCUUGAUCAUGCUCGAGCUAAAAUGGCCUCAAAUAAGACCAUCUCGAAUCUUUAUCACAACCUCGAAGAAACAUUUACAAAAUAUGAAAUGACUGAUAAGCCCCACCUGAUCUACAACAUUGAUGAAAAAGGGGUAACAGUUAAUCACAAACCACCAUUCAUCGUAGCCGGUGCUGAUUUCUGUCCUUUAUCUGUCACUUCUGGAAAAGGGCAGAUAAUCACAAUAAUAGGAUGCGGUAAUGCAGCAGGUCAAGCUAUACCCCCAUUUUACAUUUUCCCAGGCCAACGAAUGAAACCUGACUUGUUGAAUGGUGCAGCUCCAGGCUCUAAUGGAACAGUAAGCGAGACCGGAUGGUCCAAUGGUUGCGUUUUUCGCACCUACUUAAAGCAGCAUUUCCUGAAGUUCACCCCAGGAUCUAGUGACCAGAAGAAACUACUGAUACUUGAUGGCCACAGAUCACAUUUUUCAGUUGGUUUGACAGAAUGGGCUCUGGAACACAACAUCAUCAUAUUUGUCCUUCUCCCUCAUUGCAGCUAUAUCCUUCAACCUUUAGAUAUCGGCUGUUUUGGACCGUUCCAGAAGAUGUAUGACAGCCUCUGCCAUCGAAUAAUGCGCCAAACAUCAGCUGUCAUUUCACGCUACAAUGUGUGUGAGGUCGCAUCAAAGGCAUACAUGAAGUCAAUGUCUGCUGAAAUCCUUACUUCAUCAUUUCGCCGUGCAGGCAUAUAUCCGUUUAAUGAAGACGCUGUCCCCAGCCAAUGUCUUAUCCCAGCUGAAGUUUUUCAGCACACCGAGACAGAAACUUCAGACAGCAAGAAAACUGUUGAAGGUGGGAUACAAGUUGAUGGUGUAGACAUGUUUCACAGAAAGAAAGAACAUUAA